UGUGCUGUGUCCCUCUGACACAGCAGAUCUCUGAUCUAUGGAAAGAGCCGAAGAUGUCGGCUCGGUCAUGUGAUCAGCUGUGUCCAAUCACAGCUGAUCACAUAUCAUCAGAGCACUGAUGAUCUGUGUAGCCCCAGCAGCGCCACCUGUCAGUGUCCAUCAGUGCCAGCUCUGUGCUCAUCCAUGCCACCUGCCAGUGCCCAUCAGUGCCACAUCAGUGCCACAUUUCAGUGCAACAUCAAUGCCACAUAUCAGUGCCUAUCUGAGCUGCCUUUCAGUGUCACACAUCAGUGCCAGUCAGUGCCACCUAUCAAUGCCAGUCAGUGCCACCUAUCAGUGCUGCCAAUCAGUGCCACCUAUC
Staurois parvus is the source of this 361-nucleotide messenger RNA. Lineage: Eukaryota; Metazoa; Chordata; Amphibia; Anura; Ranidae. The record is from the annotation of a GenBank genome assembly.